AUGGAACAGGUUCUUCAAAACGAUAUCGAUCUGCUUAACCCUCCUGCUCAGCUUGAAAAGAGGAAGCAUAAGCUCAAGCGUCUUGUUCAGUCUCCAAACUCCUUCUUCAUGUAUGUGAGGUGCGAAUGCUGCUUCAACGUCACGACUGUGUUCAGUCACUCACAGACGGUUGUGGUGUGCGGGAAAUCCCAGAACGUUCUAUGCCAGCCUACUGGAGGAAAGACGAAGCUCUCAGAAGGAUGCGCUUUCAGGAAGCUUAUUAAUUGAUCUACAAGGAAUAAAGCUUGCUUGUCGUUUACUAUAUAAUGAAUCAGAUAUC
Molecule: messenger RNA, 319 nt
Organism: Camelina sativa (false flax)
Lineage: Eukaryota; Viridiplantae; Streptophyta; Magnoliopsida; Brassicales; Brassicaceae
Product: small ribosomal subunit protein eS27z-like
Biological process (GO): translation
Cellular component (GO): ribosome
Molecular function (GO): structural constituent of ribosome
Source: RefSeq, a predicted model, not a curated record